This is a messenger RNA of Pantherophis guttatus, 2549 nucleotides long. It is a transcript of the gene SGPP2, whose product is annotated as sphingosine-1-phosphate phosphatase 2. NCBI's taxonomy places the organism in Eukaryota, Metazoa, Chordata, Lepidosauria, Squamata, Colubridae. Gene Ontology annotation, cellular component: endoplasmic reticulum membrane. The record is from RefSeq and is a predicted model, not a curated record. Gene Ontology annotation, molecular function: sphingosine-1-phosphate phosphatase activity. Gene Ontology annotation, biological process: sphingosine metabolic process.
UCCCGCGGCGGGGCGCGGCUGCACCUGUCCCAAGCCCGCCCCUUCUCUCCGGGUCCUCUACAGAGCGGUGGCCGGUUGGCGGCUCUGCCCGCGGAGCGUCUCGCCGCGCCUGGUUUUUGGGUCUCUCUACCCCCCCCCCCCACACACACACCCACCUCCCAGGAGCGAGCAUGGCCGGCCUAUUCGGCAGCCUCUUGGGCUCUCAACUCGUGGCUCGGUUCCAGCGCCGCUGCGGGCUCUUUCCCCGAGGCGACGAGGAGCAGCGAGCUCAGGCGGUGGGGAAGGGCAGCCGGCUCCUGACUCCUCGGGACGUCCGCAACGGGCAGCGCCCGAGCUUUGGUCUGCCGGCUGACUGCGCCACCUGCAACGGCAGCCCCGGGGGCGGCUGGAAGGACUGUUCACAAGAUUAUGUUGUAACAAAUUAUUUCUACUACUACCUGUUCAAAAUUUCUGCUGCAAUGGGCCAGGAAGUUUUCUACAUCACGUUUCUUCCAUUCACUUACUGGAUCAUAAACGCCCAAGUUGCACGGAGACUGAUAAUAAUGUGGUCGGUAGUCAUGUAUAUUGGUCAAGUCAUGAAAGACCUUCUGAAGUGGCCUCGUCCUCAUUCACCACCUGUUGUCAAGCUAGAAAAGAAGACUAAUGCAGAAUAUGGAAUGCCAUCCACACAUGCAAUGGCAGCCACUGUCAUCUCUUUCACUUUUGUAUCUGUGACUGCAAACCAGUACAAGUAUCCACUUGAACUUGGACUGUUGGGAGCCUUCUUAUUUUCAUCUCUGGUAGGCCUCAGCAGAAUUUACACAGGAAUGCACACAGUGCUGGACGUCAUUGUCGGCAGUCUAAUUUCCUUAUUUUUGACUGCUAUUACCUGUCCUACCUGGGAUAUCGUGGACCAUUUGAUGCUCACCAGCGCUUUCUGUCCAGCAUUCUGCAUCAUUGUGCCCCUCUUCUUGUGCUACAAUUAUCCCAAACUAGAUUAUUACAGUCCAACUAGAGCAGAUACUACCACUAUUCUAGGAGCUUCGGCAGGAGCAAUUAUCGGGUUUUGGGCAAAUAAUCAUUAUGGUUCAAAUGCUGCAUCUACAGAUGUCACUUACAGUGUUUCUUCUAUCAAUCGUGAAAUUAUCUUGCUAGUGCUUGCAAAAUUUAUAGUGGGGAUUGGUGUUUUAAUGAUGACACGGCAGAUUGCCAAAACUAUUGUUCGUAAAUCAUUAUGUUCUUGGCACAAGGUUUCUAACAGCGAUGUUGUAGCUAUGCAGCAAAUAAAAAUUGAAGUGCCCUAUAAAUUUAUAACCUAUUCUUCUAUUGGUCUAAGUGCUACAAUGUUUGUGCCACUACUAUAUACAUUUUUCGGUUUAAAUUAAAUGCUAUGCAUUUGUUUUUUUUUAAUUGUCCAGAUUAUGGACUGCAGAUUAAAAAGAUUUGCAGUAGUUGGGGGGCUGGGGUGAUGGGAGAAUGGAAUGUGCCUUUUGCAUAAACUCUUUGGAUUGCUAAUACUGGAGACUAAAGAUAGGAUUUAGUUAUUCUAGUAUUCAGUGUGAGAGAGAUGGUCACAGACCAAAAAAUAAUAAUAAUCAGGAAUGACAUUUAAUUCUAUGUAUAUUGCUGAGAAUUAUCAGCUUUGUAAGUUGAGGGAAACCAAAUAUAGUACAAUAUCAGUUUUCAACAGUUUGUAAACAUAUGUGAUUGGGAAUAAAUGCAUGCUAUGAUCUUCCUCGGAAUGGAGAUGCUGCACUAUUCCUCUAGGGUUUAAAUGACCCUCACAGUCCCCAACCUAACCUUUUAUCUUACAUACCAUAAGAAUACAGGUUGGAAUUUUCAUUUUUCUCUUUGUAUUUUGAAUAAGGAGUCUGAAAGAUAUUGAUUGUAUGACGACAUAAUAUUCUUAUAUCAAAAUACUGUAGACGUUUCUCAGGAAUGUAGCACUGACAGCAUAAAGGAAGCAGCAUUUUGUAUUCUAAUGGUAAUACAAGAGAAAGGUGCUGAGUUGCUUCUAAGUCUUUUUCCUGCUUGUUCACAUUCUAAACGUUACAAAUGGAUGGCGAUUGGCUAUAUGAAAGAACAUGUGGAGAUUGGAAUAGUUGAUUAGUACUACUGGUCAAGUAUUCUUUGUGUUCACAUUAUAGCGGGAACAGAAGACAGUAAAACCUUCAUAUCAUAGAUUUUAAUUGAACAGAUUUUAGAUAUAAAAUGUUUUUGUUUGGACUUCACCUCUAUUUACUUACAUCACUAACGUGAUAUAAUUACAUAAAUGAGGUAAACUAUAUAAAUUGGAAUUUAACAGAUAUCUGAUAUGCUAAAUCAUGGUUUUACUGUAAUGCAAUGCAUUAUUGAAUUAAGUAGGACAAUUCUAUUUAAAAUAGAUUUCUAAAUGUAUGUUGUCUUCCCAACAGCUUUGGGUUUGUUUACAUAACUGUUUUUAUGAAGAGCACAUAGUUUUUGCUGUUCAACAAGACUGCACAUAUAUGUUCUUAUUUAUAAAGUAUACAAUUUCUAUUUUUGUAUCAUUUUACUGUAAUAUGCUAAAUACAUAAUCUGAAAAAAUACCA